GGCUCUUCUUCCUCUUGGCCAUCCUUCACUUUUUACUUAUAUUUACUCUUAUGUUUCGUUGGAAAUAAACGGUAUCUUCCUUCAACAUAAUUACCACCAUGGGAGUUGGCGCCAUUUUGGAGCCGCUGGUGGUCAUCGUCCUCCUGUUUGGAGGUACCUGGAUUAAUCGAUCUAAACGCUUUCGCAUACGCAGAACAACACGCUGGCAAAAAGACAACGCCCCCUCUCGCUCGCCCUCCCCUGACUCUUUAGAAUCGGGUCAGGCUGGUUACGCAGACUCGGAUCAAAACAGUUUGUUGGGUUCACCAACCGCUUGGUCGCCUUCCCUGCUGCAUCCACCCGAAGACCGAUGGCGCAAACGUCAGAUUCGUUUCUUUACGGCUACUCUCAAUGUCACCACGCCCAAUACUGCCGUCUUCCAGGAUCGCCUGCUUAGUCGCGUCCUUCAGAAGUUUCCGUUCCUGGUCGAAGUUUGGUACUGGGCUUUAGUAUACUGGACAUACCAACUAGCCCGAGCAUUUACCGCACUUACUCUUAAAGAUGAUACCGUUGACGUCGCAAGGAAACAUGCGUUGCAAUUGAUCAAGAUCGAGGAGAAGAUUGGCAUCUUCUGGGAGACAUCGAUUCAGGGAUUCUUCCUCCAGCAUUCUGCCUUGUUGACUUGGAUCAAUUGGACGUAUUCGUUCAUCCAUAUUCCUGGUACUAUCGCCUUCCUCGUCUGGCUAUACUAUUAUACCACUACACGCAACCGCAUCGAUGAAUCACGAGAGGGAAAACCAUGGGAUGAAGCGGAUGGAUCCCCGGCAGGCACACGUCUCUAUCAGGCCCGACGACGAACGUUGGCGGUUUGCAACCUCUUUGCCUUUGUGGUGUUUACCUUCUGGCCGUGCAUGCCUCCUCGUCUGCUGAGUGAUCCGAGCGUUGAAGGUCCCGAUGGAGAGCUCGGACGCAGCUAUGGCUUUGUUGAUACCGUGCAUGGAGUAAAUGGAGCGGGUAGUGUCUGGACUGAGAAUCGGUUCUGCAACCAAUACGCCGCUAUGCCAUCAUUGCACUUUGGAUACUCCCUCAUGAUUGGAUUCACAAUCAUGACUAUUCCGCUUCCACCCCGCCAUCGUCCGGCCCUUGCUGGUUCAAACUUAUGCGCGCGAAUCUUUAGGGUCUCGUGGCGCCGUUUAGCUUGCUGCCUCGUGGGCUUCGCGUAUCCGUUUCUGAUCCUGGUCGCCAUUGUUGCGACUGCCAACCACUUCAUCCUGGAUGCUGUAGCGGGAGCGAUGAUAUGUGCGCUGGGAUGGACAUUCAAUGGCAUCUUACUCAACUUGCUUCCCCUGGAAGACUAUUUCCUUUGGCUGGUCCGGAUACACAAGCCAGAACAUUUUAUUGUCGACUGUGUUAGGGAUGCAGAGGAUUGGGAUGACAGCACGCCCGAUGCCACUCUCCCGUCGUAAGCGGCUCUCUUAUAUGCCCUCCUCGCCUCUUAUCAUCUCGACCUCUUGAUCACUUGACCUCUUCUUUUUUUUUUUUUUUUUUUUUUUU
Molecule: messenger RNA, 1533 nt
Organism: Aspergillus glaucus CBS 516.65
Lineage: Eukaryota; Fungi; Ascomycota; Eurotiomycetes; Eurotiales; Aspergillaceae
Product: phosphatase PAP2 family protein
Exons: 3
Coding region: 99-1445 (448 amino acids)
Biological process (GO): inositol phosphoceramide metabolic process; sphingolipid biosynthetic process
Cellular component (GO): inositol phosphoceramide synthase complex
Molecular function (GO): inositol phosphoceramide synthase activity
Source: RefSeq, a predicted model, not a curated record